AUGUCUUACACACCUUUUUCUCUGCAGACUCUAAUAAAUGCAUUACCUCUUGAGGAUAGCCAUCAGGCUACCCAAAGUUCUGGAGGUGGAAGCAGAUUGUUUGGAGGAAGAGAGAGUAACAGAACUGGUGCAGGUUCGAGGCUAACAAAUAGCAUUGGAUGGGGAAAUAAAGAUAGUCAAGUUACGGUAGAAUCUGUUGAGGCCUGGGAAAAUAAUUUAUACAUAGGCACUUCGGAUGGACAGUUAAUUCAUUAUUUGCUCGAUGAUCAAGUUUUAUCCAAAGAUAAUAUACCGAGUAACUUUCUUCUCAGUAAACAAGCUCUUGGUUGGAAGAGGAAAGUUGAACAAUCCACGUUGUCGUUUUAUUCUCUGCCUGAGAUGACCGCAUUACCAACGACAAACUUCCCAUGGAUUAAAGGAGUUACAUGUUUUUGCCAUGAUACUUCAAAGGAGGGAAAACUUGAACGAGAUGGAUCAGUAAAAAUAUGUGUAAUGAAGAAAAGAAUGCUACAUAUAUACUCUUUGACAGAUAGAUAUGUCGAAGAAACAUCUAUGCAAGUACCAGAUGGGGCAAUUACUGCAUGUCAAUAUGGUCCUUAUGUAUUUGUCGCGGACUUGCAUCAGUAUAAGAUAAUUAAUUUAUUAACCAAACGGAUGGAAAUAGUACAACCAUAUCUAUCUUCUAAUGGCGAUAGUUUUAACCCUAUAGUUACCGUUAUCAGAGAUGGAGAAUUUUUAUUGGUCUUACCGGCUAAUGAUCAUAUCCUUAUUUAUGAUUAUCAAUUGGUGUUAUUAUUCAAUUUAAUUUACAACAUAUAA
This is a messenger RNA of Funneliformis geosporum, 819 nucleotides long. Lineage: Eukaryota; Fungi; Glomeromycota; Glomeromycetes; Glomerales; Glomeraceae. The record is from the annotation of a GenBank genome assembly.